AUGUACAUCACCCUCUACUACAUAGUCACCCGGCUCCCUGACACCCUUCGCCCGGUCAGGGACCACUUCCUCUCUGUUUGCCCCACCACCCUCACCGUUGACCUCCUCGAGGAGCGCCUUCUAGCGGCAGAGAAGAGCAUAGUCGCUGUAGGUGCCUCUCGUGGUGACCCUCGUACCCCUGUCUUUGAGGGGUGCUCCCCCUCUCCCCUCUUGCCCCUCUUGCCCUCUGUUGCCUCUGCUGCUGCGGCCGACCUCGUUGGUCUUGAGUCGGUCGCUGCGGCGUCUGCCCCUAGCGGGAGACGCCGCUCUGGCAAGGGCAAGGGGGGCAAGGGUGCUGGAGGAGCUGGAGGGGGCGGUGGAGGCGGAGGUGGAGGUGGUGGAGGGGGUGGGGGUGGCGGUGGGGGUGGUGGCGGGGGUGGGGGCGUCGGUGGCGGGACUGGAGGUGGAGGUGGAGGCGGCGCUGGCAGUGGGAGCGGAGGUGGCGGAGGUGGCGGUCCUGGAGGUGGUAGCGGCGGAGGCGGUGGAGCUGGUCGGGGUGGCGCUGCGCAGAGGGGUGGCUCCGGUGGUGGUGCGCGCCAGCAGCAGCAGCAGCAGCGUACCCGUGAGACCCCUUCCCCCCAGCAGCUUCGUGAGUGGUACGCUGCUCGUCAGCGGGGCGGGGGUGCUGGCCCCUGUACCUACCGCUGCUUCGGCCGUCUGACGGACGCGUGGCGCCACCAGUUCCCCGACGCUACUGAGAUCCCUCGCUGGGGCGAGCUGUCUAGGGCGGGUGUUGCGAUCUAUGAUCUUGAUUUUGAUGCUAUUCUUGCUGCCAUGUAUGCUGUGACUAUUAGUGAUGAGGGUGACUGUUACCGGUGUUUUCCGCCUGACCCAGGCAUAGAGGCUGCUGCGCUAGGUACUUGUGAGGCUGCUGCUCUAGGUGCCAGUGCGUCUGCCGCCCCAGGUGCCGGUGAGUUUGCGCUCUCAGGUGCUGAGUCGUCACCGCACACCCACACCUUCACCCUUGACUCGGGUGCUUCCCGCUCCUUCUUUCGAGACUGCACCACUCUCACACCGCUCAGUCGGCCUGUUGCAGUCUCCCUGGCGGACCCCUCUGGGGGUCCUGUCCUUGCUCACUACUCCACUGUCCUACCGUGUCCGGCGGUCCCGUCUGGCUCCCUGUCGGGUCUCUACCUCCCCUCGUUCUCUACGAACUUGGUCGCGGGUGCUGACCUCCAGGAUGCAGGAGUUGACCAGUUCACCCCUGCGCGUCAGCGGGUGACCCACUGCACUUGUGCGGACACGGGCCGACACUUGGCCACGUUUGCUCGUCGGCCAGGGUCGAGCCUGUACACACUGACUACUGAGUCUCCUCCAGUCACUGAGUCUGCUCAGGUAGCAGCGUCGGGUCAGGUGUUUGCUGCGGCGUCCAGGUCUGGUCCUGAGUCUGCCCCCUGCUCGUGUCGUCUCCUGUCCCACCGGACUCUCCUCUGGCACCACCGCCUUGGUCACCCCUCCCUGCCUCGUCUUCGAGGCAUGGCUUCCCGUCUCCUUGUAUCUGGCCUCCCCCGGUCCCUCCCUCCUCUUCCUCCGGGGCCUGCCCCCACCUGCGUUCCCUGCGUUGAGGGGCGGCAGCGCGCUGCCCCUCACUCCUCCGAGUUUCCUCCGACAGAGGCUCCGCUGCAGACGCUUCACAUGGACGUGUGGGGCCCAGCCCGCGUCCGUGGGCAGGGUCAGGAGCGCUACUUCCUGCUGGUGGUUGACGACUACUCACGCUACACUGCGGUCUUCCCCUUGCGCAGCAAGGGUGACGUCACUGAGGUGUUGAUCGCCUGGAUCCGCGCAGCUCGUCUCCAGCUCCAGGAGAGUUUCGGCUCCGACUUUCCUGUUCGGCGUCUGCACUCCGACAGAGGCGGAGAGUUCUCCUCUGACCUUCUGCGGGCCUUCUGUCGCGCACGAGGCAUCCGCCAGACCUUCACGCUUCCGGACUCUCCGCAGCAGAAUGGGAUUGCUGAGCGCCGCAUCGGCAUGAUCAUGGACGUCGCUCGUACGUCCAUGAUCCAUGCGGCUGCUCCCCAUUUUCUGUGGCCGUUUGCGGUUCGGUACGCGGCGCAUCAGCUCAACCUUCACCCCCGGGUCUCCAUGCCGGAGACCUCCCCUGCUUUGCUGUGGACGGGGAAGGUUGGUGAUGCGUCGCGUUUCCGGGUCUGGGGAUCUAGGGCGUUUGUCCGCGACUUGUCUGCGGACAAGCUGUCCUCUCGUGCUGUUCCCUGCGUCUUCCUUGGCUUUCCCCCUGACGCGCCAGGCUGGCAGUUCUACCACCCCACCUCGCGCCGUGUCUUCGCGUCCCAGGACGUCACCUUUGACGAGUCGGUUCCCUACUACCGUCUCUUCCCCUACCGCACUGCGUCCCUCCCUCCCCCGCCGCUCUUCCUUACGCCAGGUCCCCCUCCGGUAGACCCCCUCCCCCCUCAGGGUCCUGCUCCCUCAGGUGUGUCCCAGGUAGAUGCAGUUGAGCCAGUCGAGGUAGCUGUUGACUCUGGUGCUGCUGGUGGUGCUGAGCCUGGGGGUGCUGGGUCUGGGGGUGCAGUGACUGGGGGUGCUGAGCCUGGGGGUGCUGAGCUUGGGGGUGCUGAGCCUGGGGGUGCUGAGCCUGGGGGUGCUGCGCCUGGGGGUGCUGAGCCUGGGGGUGCUACGCCUGGGGGUGCUGAGCCUGGGGGUGCUGAGUCUCGGAGUGCGGAGCCUGAGGGUGCUGGACCUGCUCGUCUGGCGUCUGGUGGUGCUGAGCCUGACAGUUCUUCGGGUGCUUCGUCCCGGCGGGAGCUGCUCUCUCCACAGGAGCUGCGUGAGUGGUUCGCCCGGCGCUGGCGACGUGCUGCUGGAGCUGGUGGUGCUGCAGGCGCUGGAGGUUCUACUGCUGCUGAGAGUGCUGGUGCCGAGGGUCCCAGAGGUGCUCGUACCGAGCUGCUGGGCCUACGAGUGCUCCUCCUGCUGGAGCUGGUGGUGCUGCUGGUGCUGCUGGCGUUGGUGCUGCUGGUGCUCCUGGAGCUGGAGCUGCUGCGUCUUCGGGUGGUCCGACUGGAGCUGGAGCUACUGGGGGUGUUGGCGCUGGGGGUGCUCCUGGCGCUGGUGCUGCUGAGGGUGCUGGAGUUGGAGCUGCUGGAGCUGGGGGUCCUCCUGGUGCUGGUGCUCCCGUUGGGGGUGCUGGUGCUGUUCCUGCUGGCACUGGUGGCGCUGCGCGGCCACGGCCGUACUUCGUUCCGCUCCUUGAGCAGGUUCUUGGUCUUCCGUCCUCUCUUGGUCCUGCUCCCUCCUUAG
Closterium sp. Yama58-4 is the source of this 3297-nucleotide messenger RNA. NCBI's taxonomy places the organism in Eukaryota, Viridiplantae, Streptophyta, Zygnematophyceae, Desmidiales, Closteriaceae. The record is from the annotation of a GenBank genome assembly.